ACGUCUCCUGUCUCCUCUGCAUCUCCCGUACCUCCUCCGCGUCUACUCUCCACCUUUUGUCACACAGAGUCCUUCCUCACAACCUAGCCCUAGUUUCUUCCACAAGUCAGCAUGAGUCUCGCAAAGAAGGUUCUGGAGGUCAACGACGACCUCCCCAUUAAGACAAAUCUCCCGGUCCACAGCGGGAAGGUACGCGCUGUCUACUGGUUGACGGAUGAGGACAGCAAACGUCUGAUCGAGGAGAAGGGAUACAACGUCGCUCCAGGUUCCCCUCUUGCCAUUAUGGUCAUCAGUGACCGCAUCUCUGCCUUCGACUGCAUUUGGCAGGGAGAGGGGGGCAUGAAAGGAGUUCCAGGGAAGGGAGCUGCCUUGAACGCCAUCUCCUCUCACUGGUUCAAGAUGUUCAGAGAGAAGGGACUUGCUGACAGCCACAUCCUCGAUGUCCCUCACCCCCUUGUGUGGAUCGUUCAGAAGGCGAAGCCUGUGAUGAUCGAGGCGAUUGCUCGCCAGUACAUCACUGGCUCCAUGUGGAGGUCCUACACCAAGGGAGAGCGGGACUUUUGCGGGAUCAAGAUCCCCGAUGGGCUGAAGCAAGACCAGAAGCUGCCCGAGCUCCUCAUCACCCCUUCCACCAAGGGGAUCCUGACAGGCAUCCCAGGGGUCCCGGAACAGGACGACGUGAACAUCUCUCGUUCGGACAUCGAGAACAACUACGAGGCCUUCAACUUCAAGUCGACCGCCGACAUCGACCUGUACGAGAAGCUCCUCAAGGAGGGCUUCGACCUCAUCAGCAACGCUCUGGCGGAGUUGGACCAGGUCUUUGUGGACACCAAGUUCGAGUUCGGCUACGUCAAGGACCGUGAGGGGAAGGAGAAGCUGAUCUACAUGGACGAAGUCGGAACUCCUGACUCCUCGAGGAUAUGGGAUGGGCCCUCCUACCGUGAGGGCAAGGUCGUUGAGAACUCCAAGGAGGGAUUCCGCCAGCUGCUCCUCAAGCACUUCCCUGACCCUGACAUCCUCCUCAACAAGGAUAGAAUGGAGGAAAGGAAGGCUCUGGCAAAGAACAACCCUCUUCCUGAGAGUGUCUUGAUGGAAGUCUCCAAGACGUAUGUAAACAUAGCUGAGAAGAUCACUGGGAAGAAGCUCGAGAUUCCGGACGAUGCCAAGGGUGAAAUCAUCAGCAUCCUUCGUGACCAGUACAAGGUCAUCAAGGAGUGAUUUGCCGAGGCGGACGGACUGCAAGAAACUCUCAUACCCCUGUAACUCUUUGGCUAAAUUAAAAAACA
Molecule: messenger RNA, 1286 nt
Organism: Guillardia theta CCMP2712
Lineage: Eukaryota; Cryptophyceae; Pyrenomonadales; Geminigeraceae
Exons: 1
Coding region: 112-1218 (368 amino acids)
Biological process (GO): 'de novo' IMP biosynthetic process
Cellular component (GO): cytoplasm
Molecular function (GO): phosphoribosylaminoimidazolesuccinocarboxamide synthase activity
Source: RefSeq, a predicted model, not a curated record